CUCUUUCUCCAUCUCCAUCUCCAUCUUCAUCCAUCCGUCCGUUCACCAUGAUGACGAAUCCAAGCCGUCCGAUUCCGAUGCGUCUCCUUCUCCUCCUCAUCCUCGCCGCCGGCGCCGCCGGCCAGACGAACACCAGCGACACAACGCGCUACACCACCACCUUCAACCCAACCAUGGCGAUCAUCAUCGUCGUCCUCAUCAGCGCCUUCUUCUUUCUUGGCUUCUUCUCGAUCUACAUCCGUCAGUGCGGCGGCGGCGGCGGACUCGGCUCCAACGCCGGCGUCAACCCUGUCACCGGCGCCCUCUCUCGCCGUGGCAACGCACAACGAGGCCUUGACCCGGAGGUUCUCUUCACUUUCCCCACCUUCGUCUACUCCGAGGUCAAGGAUCACAAGAUCGGCAAGGGCUCUCUUGAGUGCGCUGUUUGUUUGAGCGAGUUCGAAGACGAUGAAUCGCUCCGUCUUCUUCCCAAAUGCGAUCAUGUCUUUCAUUCCGAUUGCAUCGAUGCUUGGCUUGCGGCGCACGUCACCUGCCCCGUUUGCCGAUCCAAUCUCGUCCCCGGCUCCGAUCCUGAGCCAAUUGAAGCCCCCGCCAUCGUCACUGCCGCUCCAGACGAGCCGCCGGAGCACGUGGCGAUCGCGGUGGACGGAGAUGGAGAUCAAGAAACCGAUGAUCACCGGGAGGAACUAGCCGAGCUGGCGAGGAUCGGCAGCGAACAACGAGCCGCACAAGCGCUGAGAUCGAAGUCGGUGGCGCGGCCAGUUCGGUUCCCAAGAUCCCACUCGACGGGGCACUCGAUUCUCCGGCGACCCGGAGAGAAUCUCGAUCGGUUCACUCUCCGUCUCCCGGAGCACGUCAGGCGGGAGAUGGUCGUCGCCGGGCUUCAACGGACCACGAGCAGCCUCGCUUUUCCCGGUGGCGGCGAAGCCAGCGCCCGCCGGGGAUACCGCGCCGGCGAGGGGAGUAGCCGAGCCGGCCGGAGCAUUCGGCUUGGCCGGUCCGAUCGCUGGCCUUCGGUUCUCGCUCGAACUUUAUCGGCGCGUUUCACGUCGUGGGGAAACGGGAAACGGGGAGGUGACGGCGAAGGUUCCGUUAAAAAGUUUGACGGCGUUGGUGAGGGUUCCCGUUCCGGUUCCGUUAAAUUGAGGAUGCCAUCCGUUAGGGUUCCGUUUGAGUGCUUAGGUGGCAGUGUUCGGCCUGGUGGGGACCAUGAACCGAGUGAGUCACCGACUCAGCCGCUGAGCCGGGUUUAAUGGAUCUAACCCGGUGAGUCAAAUUGGUGACGUGGCGUGGUAUUGACCGUUAGAUUGGCGGUGUGGUGUACAUAGCUAUGAUUACGAUGGUAAAGAGAUUUUUGUGGGGUUUUUUUUUUUUGGUGGGGGUUUUUCUUGAACAUAUCUUGGCCGUUGGAUUGGUUCAUAGGGUCUCUGAUGAAUGGUGGAUAUAAAUGGAAAAACCAUUUAGUCUAA
Messenger RNA from Dioscorea cayenensis subsp. rotundata (Guinea yam), 1469 nucleotides. RefSeq names its product E3 ubiquitin-protein ligase ATL31-like. The transcript has a single exon. NCBI's taxonomy places the organism in Eukaryota, Viridiplantae, Streptophyta, Magnoliopsida, Dioscoreales, Dioscoreaceae. The coding region runs from base 48 to 1253 and encodes 401 amino acids. The record is from RefSeq and is a predicted model, not a curated record.